AAAAAAAAAAAGGCAUACACUAACAAAUACGUUUAUUUAUUAUUUUUUUUAAUUCUUUUGCUUCUCUUUUCUUCUUUUUUUUCUAAAUAAUAAUACCUUUAAAUAUAGUAUUUGGCUCAUUUAGUUAUGAAUUCACCUAAUGUAUACCAGGAGCCACAUUUAUACGAUCCGCCAAGUCAAGAAUAUAAUGAUCAUGACAACGAUGCGCAAGAUCCAAUGUUGCCCACCGUAGUUGCCAAUACACUUUCAAAUAACGAUACAAGUAAUAGCAACUAUAUUCGAGGGCCCAAUAAUACCAUUAGAAUUAUUUUUCUUACAUUAUGUUUAGCAGGACUUCAGUUUACAGGGACCGUCGAAAUGGCAUAUGGCACACCCUAUUUACUUUCAUUAGGGUUAUCUAAAUCAUUCAUGUCAUUAGUAUGGAUAGCAGGUCCAUUAUCAGGCUUAAUUAUGCAACCUAUUGUCGGGGUUAUAUCUGAUAGCUGUGAAUCAAAAUGGGGAAGACGAAGACCAUUUUUAAUAGGGGGAAGUCUUGUAGUUGUGAUAAGCUUAUUAGUGAUAGGAUGGACAAGAGAAAUUACAUGGCUGUUUACAAGACAAGAAGAAGGAGAUACAUUUAAACUAGUAUCAAUUAUUAUAGCAAUUAUAUUCAUUUAUAUACUCGAUUUUAGUAUUAAUUGUGUACAAGCUUCUUGUAGAGCAUUAAUAGUUGAUUCUUUACCUUCAUCUCAACAAGAAAAUGGUACAGCUUGGGCAGGAAGAAUGGUUGGGUUAGGAAAUGUAGCAGGAUAUUUUAUGGGAUAUGCUGAUUUAGUUCGUGCUUUCCCAUUUCUCGGUAAUACACAAUUAAAGGUACUUUGUGUACUUGCUACGUUAGUGUUACUGGCAUGUGAUUUUAUUACUUGCUAUACUGUUAAAGAGAAAGCGUUUAAUAUGAAUGAUACAAAUAGACAGAAAAGGGAAAAUUCACCAUUCACUUUAUUCUCUGGUAUAUUUAAAAAUAUUUGGCAUCUUCCUAAACCAAUUCAAAGGAUUUGCAAUGUUCAAUUUUUUGCAUGGAUUGGUUGGUUUCCAUUUUUAUUUUAUUCAACUACUUGGGUUGCUGAAAUAUACAAUGAAAACUUAUUAGAGAAUGAAGAUGGGGAAGAUAGAAUAGGUCAAGCAACACGAGCUGGUUCUUUUGCAUUUCUUGUCUAUUCUCUUGUUUCAUUAUCUUCUUCAUUUUUAUUACCCUUAUUCGUUACUUCAGUGUCCAAAGAAAAGAAGGAUUCAAGCUGUACAAUUCGAUUAUUUGGAAAGAAAGAGAUCAGUUUAAGCUGGCUUGGUUUCUUUAAAUUAUCUUUUUUAACAUUACCUCGUGCCUGGACGAUAAGUCAUUUUAUAUUCUGCAUUUGUAUGCUAUCUACUUUUUUUGUGUCUGAUGUUACAGCAGCUGCAGUUGUUAUUGGAUUAUGUGGUAUUAGUUGGGCUAUUUCAAUGUGGGCACCCUUUUCUUUGUUAGGUGAAUAUAUAGUAGAGCAACAAUCACGUAUAGCUAAAUAUGGUUCAGAAGAAGAAGAAGAAAAUGAUACCAUUCAAUUCAUUUAUAAACCAGAUAUGAUGGCUUCAAGGACAAGUUUAGCGGGUAUUAGCAUAAUAGGAGCAGAGCCUGUAUUAUACCAUCCUGUAGCGAUUGAAGAAGAAGACAUUCAAAUGCUUGGUAUCAAGCAUCUUAAUCAAGAACAACAACUUGGUCAUAGCAGUAGCAGUAAUAGUAAUAGUGAUAAUGAUAAUGAUCAAUAUGAAGAAACUUAUCAAAACCAACAACCUCCAGCAGCAGGUGUGCUCUUAGGUAUUCAUAAUAUGUAUAUAGUUUUACCUCAAUUCUUGGUUACUUUUUUCAGUAGUAUUAUAUUUCGUAUUUUAGAAAGUGGAGAAGAUUCAAGAGAUACGAUAGGAUUUAUAUUAAGAAUAGGUGCAGUUAUGGCAGGCAUUGCAGGUUUUAUUAGUUUAAAAAUCGGAAAAGAUGAAUAA
Cokeromyces recurvatus is the source of this 2013-nucleotide messenger RNA. RefSeq names its product major facilitator superfamily domain-containing protein. The transcript is spliced from 8 exons. The record is from RefSeq and is a predicted model, not a curated record. Lineage: Eukaryota; Fungi; Mucoromycota; Mucoromycetes; Mucorales; Mucoraceae. Gene Ontology annotation, molecular function: sucrose:proton symporter activity. Gene Ontology annotation, cellular component: membrane. The coding region runs from base 127 to 2013 and encodes 628 amino acids.